UGUUCAUCCUCAUCGAACCUCUACACCAGAGAAAAAAAUAAUGUUUACCUUCAGAAAUAUCGCACAUUGUGCCCGCCAGCAGGCUCGCGGUUACGCUACCGCCUCUAAGCCCCAGGCCUCCAAGGCUGGUCGCAAUGCUGCGAUCGGUGGUGGUGCUACUAUCCUUGCUCUUACCGGCUGGUUCGCCAAUGCCGAGGAGAAGGCCAAAGAGGCCAAGGACAAGCUUGUUCCUCCUACCAAGGCCUUGAAGGCUGAUGAGUGGGUUGACCUCAAGUUGGUCGAGAUCACCAAGAUCAACCACAACACCUCGGUCUUCCGCUUCCACCUUCCUGAAGACAACGCUGUCUCUGGUCUUGAGGCCGCUUCCUGCCUUCUCACCAAGUAUAAGGGCCCCAACAUGGAGAAGCCCGUGAUCCGCCCAUACACCCCCGUCUCCGACGAUGAGCAGCGUGGCUACAUCGACCUUUUGAUUAAGAAGUACGAGGGAGGCCCCAUGUCUACCCACAUUCACGACAUGAACGUCGACCAGCGCUUGUCCUUCAAGGGACCCAUCCCCAAGUACAAGUGGGAGGAGAACAAGCACAACCACGUCGCUUUGAUUGCCGGUGGUACCGGUAUCGCCCCUAUGUACCAGCUUUGCCGUGCCAUCUUCAAGAACCCCAACGACAAGACUAAGGUCACCCUCUGCUUCGGUAACAUCGCCGAGGAGGACAUUCUUCUCAAGCGUCAGCUCGAGGACCUCGAGCAGGAGUUCCCUCAGCGUUUCAGGGCUUUCUACGUUUUAGAGAAGGGCCCUGAGGAGUGGAAGGGCGGAAAGGGAUACAUUGGCAAAGAGUUGUUGCAAACUGUCCUUCCCUCUCCCGAGUCUGAAAAGAUCAAGAUCUUCGUCUGUGGUCCUCCGGCUAUGUACAAGGCUAUCUCUGGUACCAAGAAGUCCCCUAAGGACCAGGGUGAGUUGGCCGGUAUCUUGAAGGAGCUCGGCUACACUGAGGACCAGGUGUUCAAGUUCUAAUCUUGCUGACUACAUCCACUCUCUGACU
Molecule: messenger RNA, 1040 nt
Organism: Saitoella complicata NRRL Y-17804
Lineage: Eukaryota; Fungi; Ascomycota; Saitoellomycetes; Saitoellales; Saitoellaceae
Product: ferredoxin reductase-like protein
Exons: 2
Coding region: 41-1012 (323 amino acids)
Biological process (GO): ergosterol biosynthetic process
Molecular function (GO): cytochrome-b5 reductase activity, acting on NAD(P)H
Source: RefSeq, a predicted model, not a curated record